This is a messenger RNA of Melitaea cinxia (Glanville fritillary), 1835 nucleotides long. RefSeq names its product asparagine--tRNA ligase, cytoplasmic (gene AsnRS). Lineage: Eukaryota; Metazoa; Arthropoda; Insecta; Lepidoptera; Nymphalidae. The record is from RefSeq and is a predicted model, not a curated record. Gene Ontology annotation, biological process: asparaginyl-tRNA aminoacylation. Gene Ontology annotation, molecular function: nucleic acid binding; asparagine-tRNA ligase activity; ATP binding. The coding region runs from base 133 to 1797 and encodes 554 amino acids. The transcript is spliced from 10 exons. Gene Ontology annotation, cellular component: cytoplasm.
ACUUUUGCAACACUGUCUUUGCCACCAGGUCCGUUUGGGAAGUAGUGUGUAUUGUUAAAGGUUUAACAUUUUUACUGUAAAAAUAUAUGAAUUAUAGAAGUAAAACCUUACCAUAUACAAAAGUUUAAAAGCAUGGCUGACAUAGGGACAUUAACUAUUAGAGAAAUAUACACAUCCGAUAAGAAUGGUAGCGAUGAAACUGGAGACGGUUCUGCAGAAAAGCCAUUCAAGACAAUCUUGCAAGCCAUGCGACACGCUGGUAAAGAACCUUUUCCAUCCAUAUACGUGGACUCGAAAGAUGAACAAAAGCAGUACGACGUAGCUGCAAAAUCACAGCUAAAGAAAAUUCAAAAAAUUUGGUGUCGAGAGAACUAUAAGACUGCUGAGAAAGCUAAAGUCGACGAAGAAAACGUUGAAAAGAGACAACAAAAUUUGGAAGAAGCGAAAAAAAUUGUACUAAAAGAGGACCCUAACUUACCAAAAGCCACGACAGUAAAAAUACUUGAUGCUGGACAGCACCGUGGAGAGAGGAUAUGUGUCCGUGGUUGGGUGCAUCGACUAAGACGUCAAGGAAAAUCCUUAGCUUUCCUUACAUUGCGUGACGGUACUGGAUACCUGCAAUGUGUCUUACAUGGAAUUCUUUGCCAGACUUACAAUGCUUUGCUUCUUUCCACGGAGUCAUCGGUUAUUCUUUAUGGAAAACUUGAGGUAGUUCCCGAAGGCAAGUCGGCACCAGGAGGUCAUGAGUUGACAGUUGAUUACUGGGAGCUAAUUGGCUUAGCUCCGCCCGGUGGUGCUGACGCAAUACUGAAUGAAGAUGCUUUACCUGACGUCCAACUGGAUAACAGGCAUAUAAUGAUCCGCGGUGAGAACACAACGAAGGUGCUGCGCGCGCGAGCGCUGGUGACGCGCGCGUUCCGCGAGCACUUCGCGGCGCGGCUCUACACCGAGGUGACGCCGCCCACGCUGGUGCAGACGCAGUGCGAGGGCGGCUCCACGCUCUUCAAGUUCGAUUACUUCGGGGAGCAAGCGUACCUUACACAGAGCUCGCAGCUGUACCUGGAGACGUGCCUCGCAGCGCUGGGCGACGUGUACUGCAUCGCGCAGUCUUACCGCGCCGAGCAGUCGCGCACUAGGAGACAUCUGGCCGAAUACAGUCACGUGGAAGCUGAAUGCCCUUUUAUCAAAUUUGAUGACCUGCUGGACAGGAUCGAAGAUCUCGUUGUAGAUGUAGUAAACAGGGUGCUGGAGUCACCAGAAGGACACUUGGUCUACGAACUUAACCCCAAUUUCAGGAAACCUGAGAAGCCUUUUAAACGUAUGACGUAUGUUGAAGCUAUCGAAUAUCUACGCGCUAACAACAUUACUAAAGAUGACGGAAGUUUCUAUGAAUUUGGAGAAGACAUUCCAGAGGGUCCAGAACGGAAGAUGACAGAUGCUAUAGGUGUACCAAUUCUGCUCUGCAAGUUUCCCGCUGAAAUUAAAUCUUUCUAUAUGCUCCGAUGUGAAGACGACCACCGUCUCACUGAAUCCGUUGACCUUCUCAUGCCAGGUGUUGGAGAAAUCGUUGGUGGGUCUAUGAGGAUGUGGGAUCACGAUGAAUUAAUGGAAGGUUACAAGCGUGAAGGUAUAGACCCAACUCCAUACUACUGGUACACAGAUCAACGAAAAUUUGGUUCAGUACCACACGGUGGAUACGGCCUCGGAUUAGAACGUUUCCUCUGCUGGUUACUCAACAGAUACCACAUCCGCGAAGUGUGCCUCUACCCUCGCUUCUUGGAAAGAUGCACACCCUAAAGGCCAUAAUAAAACUAUUUGCUUUUGUUUGCAUUUUA